This is a messenger RNA of Rotaria socialis, 2820 nucleotides long. The record is from the annotation of a GenBank genome assembly. NCBI's taxonomy places the organism in Eukaryota, Metazoa, Rotifera, Eurotatoria, Philodinida, Philodinidae.
GCAUUGCGUUGAAUAUUUUUUAAUGAAAGUCAACGAGCAUGAAUCAUAGUAAAUAUAUAUCGAUGUUUUGACUGAAGAAGACAAAUGUUUUAGUGCUAUGAUCGAUGAGUAAUAGUUGUUGCUUUACUAUUUGCAUGAGUUACAGUCAUUAGUAGAUUUACUGAUAACAUGCAGCUCCAAUUUUCUUAACUAUCAUAAUUACACAUAUGGUACUAGCGUGGCUGAUCAAUAAAAUGGAAUAAAGCAUAUUUCCAAGAUGUUCAACAUUUUGAUAUACACUUAUAUUGAAAAAUAAGGUUAAAGAUAGAUUUCAAACUUAGUAUUCUAUUUCAAAAACAAUAAUUAAAAUUUUGACGAAGACCAUUUCAUCGUCAAAAGUUCAUAUGCCUUAUAUCAUCUACAUUUGUAUACUAUAUUUAACAAAAAAAAACAUAAAGUUUCUACCAAAGAAUGAGUAGACGAAAAUAACUGUUUAUAUUAAAUUAGCUAAGCUGUAAAUUUGUUUGAAAUAAAAAGAUAAGCAACAUCCAUCAGUGGCAAUUUAAAGAUUCUCCUUAAUUAAGAAAUUUUUCUCAAUGUAAUGCGAUAUAAAUAGUUCCAUAGAUUUAAAUUUCAGCAGCUGUUAAAGUAGUUAAGUAAAUCAUUAGUGAAGUUAUUUGCUCAAACCUAACCAUGUGUUUUCUAAGGAUUUUUACCUAUUAAAUUUACUGUUUAUUCAACAGAAACAAGUAUCACUUGAUAGAGAUCGUGCAGUUAUCUUAGUCGUAUCUGUAACUGAUCUAGUUCUUUUCAAUUGAAUUAUUGAAAAUCAUGAUGUCAACUGUUACUGAAACAACGCUUUAUCAGUUUCGACCAUAAACAAGGUAAAGUAGAAUAGGUAGACAGGUUUGGAUCAUUAUAUUGAUGAGCAAUUGGCACCAGUUAUAACUAUUGCAGAAGCUGUACCAUAUGUAUAAGUGAUCUCAAUCCGUAGGACGGGUCAAUUUUUCACGUCGAUUUUAUUGAUAUGAGUAGUCUACCGAGGUAGAGAGAUGUAUCUAUUGAAUGCGCCUUAAGAAUAAUUGUUAUGUCUAUUUUUUAGUAUUAUAAGACUAAAGAAAAUCAACAAAGCCUGUUUUUUUUAAUUAAUCCUUAUUUGAUAAACUAUUCUUUAUUAUUUCAGCUGUGCCAGCUAAUAGUGCAGCAAUCGAUUCGCAUACGGUAGUGGCUGAUACUGAAAACUCAUUGAAGGGUACAAUGGUUGUGUCAAAUUGUGACAUUCAGUCACUUACGGAAUCAAAAGCUGCAUUAUCUGAAACUUUGGCACAUGCAGUUCAAACAAAAUCUAGAAAUGCUAAUUCGAAAGUUCAAGUGAAUACUAUCAGACUACUGUCUCAUGGUGCACUUGCUCUCGAUUAUCAAUGUAAAGCUGUGGCUGAUUUAGAGGCAGCAAAAAUGGCAUUACACAAUGCUGUUCAACGGAAUGAUUUCAUAAAUGUGAUUGCUCUGCGGAUAAUUGCUGCCGAAUCUGAAGCAAGCGAAAGAAGUCAACAGAAUAAAACCCUGCAUUUUCCACCGCAACCAGCAUUCAAAGCACCGAAAAAAGCUGACGUUCCCUGCGGUGUCACAGAUCGCCAACACCCCCCAUCGAAACCACCGAAGGAAGGUGAAUGGGCAUCGGCAACAAUUCAUCAAAAGGGGGAAUCAACAGAAGCAACACGACGCCCUGGAGAUACAACGAAAUCCGGACCAGGUAACGAUCAUGAGAAGGACCGUUCCCCGGAAGCAACACGACACCAAGGACAUACCACGAAAUCAGGACCAGGCAACGGUGGUGACAAGGGCCGAUCAACAUUUGUAACACGACACCCUCGAAACACCACGAAACCCAGUGGAAGUACUGGUGGUGACAAGGGCCGAUCAACAUUUGUAAUACGACAACCUCGAAACACCACGAAAUCCAGUGGAAGUACUGGUGGUGACAACGGCCGAUCAACAUUUGUAACACGACACCCUCAAAACACCACGAAAUCCAGUGGAAGUACUGGCGGUGACAAAGGCGGAUCAACAGAAGCGACGCGACACCCAGGAGACACAACCAAAUCCGGAUCUAGUACUGCUGAUGGGAAGGGCACAUCCACGGAAGCUGGCUCACCAGCUGCUGCUACCACGAAAUCGGGCGGUGCUGUCGGCGAUGGCAAGCCGCACCGGUUGAAAGAACCGAAAGGAGGUAAUGGGAAAUUUGAUGGAGGCGAGAAAAAGGAUGAACUAUUCAGGGGACCGAAGGAUGGUGAGCGUAAACGGGAUGGAGUCAGCAAAGAGGAUGAAGCAUUCAAGGGACGGAACGAAAUUGGAGGUAAACUGGGUGGAGUCGACGAAAAGUAUGAACCAUUCAAGGAACCGAAGGAAGGUGGCCGUAAGCUGGAUGGCGCCGGCAUGAUUGAUCUAGCAUUCAAAAUACCGAAACAGCGUGAAGGUAAACUGGAUGGAGCCGACAAAAAGGAUGAACCAUUCAAAGAAGAGAAAGAAGGUGAAGCUAAACUUAGUAGAGUCGACAAGAAGGAUGAACCAUUCAAGGAACCGAAUGAAGGUGAAGCUAGAUUGGAUGGAAUGGUGAAAAAUGAUCAAGCAUGGAAAGAAUCUAAGCAAGGUGAGGCUGCAUCGGGUAAAAGUGAUGACAAAGGUAACGGAUCGAAAGGAGCGAGAGAAAGUGAAGGUGUAUCGCGUGUAGAUGGUGAAAAGGGUGAAUCGACGAAAGCACCGACACAAGCUGCCGCUACGAGGUUAGCAGCCGUACAAGGUGGAGCUACGACUGUAUCCGGAGCAGCUGGAAGUGUUUAA